AUGUUGUCGCGUGUGCUGACCCGCACUGUGAAAGCAGUGCCUACCAUGACUCGGAACUUGCAUUUUAGGAAGUCAGGAAUCUACACAAAGACGGGAGACAAAGGAUCUUCUUCUCUCUAUAAUGGAGAACGAAGAAAGAAAUAUGAUGACGUCUUUCAGGCUUUGGGAAAUACGGAUGAAUUGAACUCAUUCACCGGAUUCGCCCGGGGCUAUGCUGAAGCCUCAAACAAUGGACUGGCGCCAAAGUUGAUUGAAGUAUUUUUUCUUAAAUUUCUGCAUUACCAACAGAUCCAAAGUCGGUUAUUCGACUUGGGAGCUGCCAUCGCCACUCCUCCCAAGCGCAGUUCUUCCAACAAAGUCGAAAAAACGAAAUUCCCCGAAGACAACAUCACCACUCUCGAGAAGUGGAUCGACGAAUUGGAUUCCCAGCUUCCUCCUCUCAAGACGUUCACUAUUCCUACAUCAGCCCCGGGUGGAGCGUCUCUGCAGAUGUGCCGCUCGAUUUGCCGUCGUGCCGAGCGUUCGGUGGUGCCUUUGGUAGAGCGCGAUGAAGUGGAUUCGGCUGUGCAGCGCUAUCUGAAUCGUCUGAGCGAUUUCUUCUAUGUGGCGAGUCGCUGGUCGGUGGAAUUUGACAAAGUGGAAGAAAUUCCGUGGGUUCCUCAUAAGCAAUUUUGGUUUGUUUGUUGGACACAAAAAAAGUUUGAUUUGAAUCAUGAACGACGGUUCUUGGAACCUGGAGUGCUAUGA
Molecule: messenger RNA, 747 nt
Organism: Blastocystis hominis
Lineage: Eukaryota; Bigyra; Opalinata; Blastocystidae
Product: Cobalamin adenosyltransferase
Exons: 5
Coding region: 1-747 (248 amino acids)
Molecular function (GO): corrinoid adenosyltransferase activity
Source: RefSeq, a predicted model, not a curated record